Molecule: messenger RNA, 915 nt
Organism: Metarhizium robertsii ARSEF 23
Lineage: Eukaryota; Fungi; Ascomycota; Sordariomycetes; Hypocreales; Clavicipitaceae
Product: Ser/Thr protein phosphatase family
Exons: 1
Coding region: 1-915 (304 amino acids)
Biological process (GO): polyphosphate catabolic process
Cellular component (GO): cytoplasm
Molecular function (GO): endopolyphosphatase activity; phosphatase activity
Source: RefSeq, a predicted model, not a curated record
AUGACGGCAGCCGCGGAGACGAGCGAAAUAUACCCCAUUUCCGCAUUCAUACAUGAUCUGCCCGUCACUCUGAGUACCACGCUGGCUCGCGAAGCAGGAGCAGCAGCAGCAUCACCACCGGGUUCCAUCUCAGCGAGACGCCUCAUCAUCAUCGGGGAUGUUCACGGGCUACGGAAAUCGCUGGAAGCGCUCCUCACCGCAGUGGGGUUUGACAAAUCGCAGGGCGACGAGGUCAUUUUCGUAGGGGACCUGGUGAACAAGGGCCCCGACUCCGGGGCCGUGAUUGACUUUGCCGCGAGGAUUGGCGCGCGAGGCGUGAGGGGGAAUCAUGACGACGCCGUCCUGAGGGCUGCUCAGCGGCUGAAGAUGGGCCCAGCGGGCGAUGACGACGACGACGGCGAGGAUGGGAACCAGAAGGACAAGAAGAGGAGGAGCGUGAGCGCGCGUACCGCGGCGGCGCUGUCGGCCUCGCAGCUCGACUACCUCGCCGCGCUGCCUCUGCUGCUGCGCGUCACGGUGACGCCGUCUCUGCCGGGGAUCGGGGAGAUUGUCGUUGCGCACGCGGGGCUGGUGCCGCGGGUUCCGCUGGAGGAGCAGCCCGCGCACGCGGUGAUGCACAUGCGCAGUUUGAGGGCGGCGGAGGGGGGGGCGCUGGUGCCGAUGGAGGAGGCCGGGGAGCAAGGCUGGAUCGCGGAGUGGGAUGCGUGGCAGGACGAGUGUGCGGGAAACGUGAAGACGAUGGUUGUGUUUGGGCACGAUGCCAAGAGGCGGCUGCAGAGGGGCAGGUACGCGCUCGGCCUGGACACUGCGUGUGUGUAUGGGGGCAAGCUGAGCGCUUGGGUGGUCGGGGCGGGCGAGGCGAGGGUUGUGCAGGUUGACUGCGCGGAUGAGGUGGACGAGGUCCGUGGCUCGUGA